CAGCCUUCUUUUUCUUUAUAUUUUUUAAGAAAGAAAAAAGUAAGAGAGCGAAGGAGAAAGUGGAAGUCCCAUAUCCUCCUCCUCGCUCGCUCUAGCACAAAUUUACAGUUUCCGAAACAUUGCGUAUGUCAGAGUUGUUGGCUCUGCAUCUGUAAUACUGGAAGUGGAUACAAAAUUUACUGAAAAUGCAUGCUCAAAAAGCAUUUCGUGCCAAACUGAACGCAAAAAAGCAGGAAAAGCAGCGGAUUGAUUCUCCCCUUGUAAGGUAUAACGAACACGAUCAACCUGUAUGUAGAGUUUGCGAUGUUGUCAUCAAAUCCGAGUCAAAUUGGCCUGCUCACCAAGUUUCUCGCAAACAUCAUGAGGCUAUUGACAAACUCAAAGCUACUGCCGCUGCUCAAAAUCGUCCGACAGUUUCACAGUCUGAAUCUGCUAAACAGUUUCCAAAGGCUAAGCUUGAAUCCUCCAGGGACUUGAUUGAAAAACCUGAACCUGUAACUGCAGUGCGUGCACAUCAAUCAUCUACUCUGCCUCCAGAUUUUUUCGAUAAUCCUGACAAGAAGAAGCAAAAAAAUGAAAGGGAUUCAAGUCAUCACCGUGACCUUAAUACACACAAGAAGGAUUCUGUUUCUGCAAAGAUUCAAGUCACAGGGAGUGUCAAUGACAUAUCAUCCACUGCCCCAUCUGUGGAGACUAGAAAUCCUCACAUACAGACUUCAAUUGAUCCAACGCCAUUGGCAAGUACAUCUAAUGUGGUGACUAAGCAAGUUAAAGGGGCACUGCCUGCAGGUUUUUUUGAUGACAAAGAUGCUGAUUUGCUUGCGCGUGGCAUAAAACCUGUGAAGCCAGAUCCCAAGGAUGAAUAUAAGGAAUUUGAAAAGUUAAUCCAAGAGGAUUUACAAGAGGUGGAUAACCAGUUGGAGGAAGAAGAGAGAGUGGAAAUGUUAAGAAGGAAGAAACUGGAACUUAGGGCUUCCAAAUCUUCUGCCGUUGUUAAAGAUGUAGAAGUGGCGAGUAAAAUUCCUAGCCGUGAAGAAUCUUCGAGCGAUGAUGAGGAUGAUGACGUAAAAGUUGAUUGGAGACUGGAAGCUCUUGGCGAAGUAGUUUUCUUGGAGCAAUUGAAGUUUAAAAUGCUUUCCAACCUCACCGAUUGUGCUUGAUAAGUGCCAAAUCGAUAGUGAUUACCCUCUUCAAAUCAUUGUAAACCCUUACCUGCUGAAAAUUUGAUAUAUAUAUAUUGUUCCAACUAAUUUUAACUUCAUUUUUUUUUAGUGAAUCAGUGUUUCAAUUAGAGGAGGAAAAGCUGUUUCUUUUGUUUACUUUAAGUUUUAUUUUAUUUUUAAAGCAAAAAAUAAAAAAUGGGAUUAAGUGAGCAUAUUUUAUGUCAGACCCACAAUAGCAUAAAC
This is a messenger RNA of Striga asiatica, 1406 nucleotides long. NCBI's taxonomy places the organism in Eukaryota, Viridiplantae, Streptophyta, Magnoliopsida, Lamiales, Orobanchaceae. The record is from the annotation of a GenBank genome assembly.